AUGUUAAUAAUUAAUUUGCUUUAAAAUUUUUUAAUUGCUUUUCUUCGAAAAUGUGUCAUUGUUAAAUUGUAGUGUAAUCUAACAAGACUUCAGGGUUUUUCUGCUUUAAAAACUUAAUUCCCACCUUUACAAAAAAAUUUAUUAAAUCUUAACAAUUGUUUGAUUUCUUUUUGGAAGACUAUAAAUUUCCAAAAAUUGGCAGGUCAAUUAACAAUAAAAAAUUUUUAUACAAUUAAAAUUGAUAAAGAUUAAAUACUCAAAUAAUACUGGCAUUCGCAAAUGACAACUGAAACUAUUUGUUAAACAGAAGCUCAAGCUACAUAACCUGCUUGCGAGAGUGAUUCUAUGAAAAUUGUUUUACAAAAAAACAUAGAUGCUCACAAUAUUGAAACUAAGUAAAAUGAGGUUUCUUCUAAGACUGCUGAAACAAAGAGUGACUUAAAUAGCUAAUAAGAUUGCACUAUGAACACGAAGUCUCAACUUCACAAAAAGAAUAUUGCUAAAGCAACUUACUUAGGUAUUUGCUUUAUGGUGACUUUCACGGCUUUUAACACCUGUCAGAAUAUGGUCUCAUCCAUUUAUGAUAAAAUGGGAUAUGACUCUCUCGGUAAUAUUGCUUUGUUUGCAAUAUACUUUGCUUUUGGUAUCUGUAACAUUUUCGCACCAAGUAUUGUCAGAAGAGUUAGCUAUAAACUAUGCCUCAUAAUUGGAUCUCUGGGCUUUAUCCCUUUUAUGGCUAUCGGAGUUGUAAUUUCCGGAUGCACUGACGGAAACGAUGUAGCUCCCAGCAGUAAAGAUAUUCAGUGUUAGGAUAAUUUUAUAUAUUCAUCUAUAAUUAUCACUUCUCUUAUUCUUGGUACUACUGCAGCUAUUUAUUACACUACUGCUGGUAACUAUAUGGACUAGAUUUCUAAGAGCUAUCCUGAAUAAAGAGGUACAUACUUUGGAAUAUUCUGGUCAUUAAAUGCAUCUUCAUUUAUAAUUGGAGCUAUAUUAGGAACUGUCCUUCUAAGUAAAACUUCUUACUUAGUUUUUUUCACAGUGAUGCUUAUAUUAGGUAUUGUUGCUUCUUUUCUAUGCCUAUUUAUUCCAAAUAUCUCUAAGCCCAAAGAAUAAUCAAAAAGUUCCUUUACUCUUCGCGCUGAUUUAUAAGAGUACUGGGCUUUGGUUAAAACUAAGUCUUUGCAUCCUCUCCUUCUCUACAUGGGAUUCAAUGGUGUUAUUAUUGCUUUUUACAGUGGCUUCUUAUACAGAUUAGUAGAAAGAUCUCUUGGUGAUGGAAUUUCUUCAUCUGAAAUGACCACUUAUGUUUCAUAUAUUUACAUUUGUUUGGGAGUCAGCUAAAUGAUAUCAGGAUACCUCACUGGUAAGCUCUCUGACAAAAUGAAUUAAUACAAACUGGCCUAUCAUAGUGUCACAAUAAUAGAAAUUGCUCUUUUAAUAGGUCUUCUCGCUUAUAUGGCUAAGUCAUAUAUGAUCUGCUUCUUUUGUGCAUUUUUAUUUGGUUUCUGUGACUGUUGUCUUCAAAGUCUUAUUUCUAUAAUAAGUUCCAAAGAUUAUAGUGGCAAAGAAUAAAUUUUUGCAGUCAAGUACUUAGUGAGUAGCAUAUUCUUAGUAUUAACAGUAGCUAUUAAUAUCCUUCUCAAAAAUUAAGAAGUUUACUAUUUUAUAAUGAUUAUAUUUAUCUUCUAAAUAAUGGCUAGCUAUGCUGUUAUUAGUCUCAACAAACCUAAAUAAGAUGAUGAUUAAAUUAAAAAUAUUAAUUAAGGUUAAGAAAUAAUAGUGAACGAGCAAUAAAAUAAAAUAAAAAUGAAUUAAAAGGAAAACGUAGCACUUUUAUUGUACACUGAAGACUAUAAGUUUGUUGUUUUUAAAUAUGAGAAUGGAAAAUAUGCUAUUCCUCAUUAAAAGUUAACAGAAGAAGAUGACAACUCAUGCCCUCCAUUAGGUCUUACUAGACAUAUUUUAACAAAAAUUAGUGGCGGAUUCUAAUUUUAAAUGGUUUCAUAAGAAGUUUAGCUAGAAUAAAAUAUCGAUGAUCUGAAGAAAUUAUAUGAUCCAAAUGAUUGGCAUAAAUUAUGGAUGAGCUACGAAUAUAAUGAUUUGUGCGAUUAUGUUUGCUAGUUCUCUUUUUCAGAAGUAUUGGUAGAUAACUCUAAUUAUUAGAUUUACUACCAUAAAAUUAAUCAUGAGCAUUUUAGUUUAAAUAUGAAAAAAUUAGGAGUUGAAAUUAUGAUAUUACAUCUAGAUCAAAUAAAAUAACUAGCUGAUAUUGAUGAAGUUACAUCUAAGAUAACCAGUGCUAAUAUUGACUUUUAAUCAGAGAUUCAAAAAUAAAUUGAGCUUGAAAACUCCCCAAUUUCAAGAGAGAAUACUUUCAUAUUUAUUCAAAAUAAACCAAGCGAUUUAAAGACAAAACUUGAAAAAGGUAUUCCAGAUAUGCCUACAAAAGCGUUUUAUUAUGGCUUAUUCAAAAAAAAUAACCAAAAAUGGCUUACAUAUAAUUCUGGUACUCUCCAUCUUCCAACAGAUGAAAUUUUAGAAAAUAGUAAAGGUAUAGUUUAGUCUGGUAGUGCAGCAAGUGCUUACGAAGAUUUAGAUUGGAUUGUCAAAUAUAGAGAAUGGUUGAACAAAAUCUAUUUUAAGCACCCACAUUUAAAAUUCCUUUCAAUUUGCUUUGGAGAAUAAGUACUUGCUCAUUCUUUGAAUGGCAAAUGUGAAGAAGUAGAGGAAAGAAAAGGAGGAAAUAGGUUAUUUUAUAACGUAAAAGUAGAAGCUUUAAAUUUCGAUGAUAGCUUUUAUAGCUUACCAUAUGUCUGUAAAUUAAAUGUUACAAAAAAACCUAUUUUUAUUAGUAAGGCCCAUGGUGAUAUAGUAAGUCAGAUAGACACUAAUUUAUUUAAAGUUAUUGGAAGUUCAGAGAAAUAUCAUGUAGAAGUUUAUACAGAUGCCACAAACUAAGGAAAUAAAGUUCUUGCAUUUUAGGGUCACCCUGAAUAUGCAGGUAAAUGGAAAAUCAGAAAAGAUUCAGAAUUUCUUGCUUUGUUCUAAAAGAAGCCACUUGAAGAAGUUUUUGAAUUUAUAAAAAAGAGUAGAGAAACAGGAUUUGUUGACGAUUACCACUUAUUAAGAUCUAUCUGUGCUAGCUUUUUACAAAAUUGA
Tetrahymena thermophila SB210 is the source of this 3162-nucleotide messenger RNA. RefSeq names its product MFS transporter. Gene Ontology annotation, biological process: transmembrane transport. Gene Ontology annotation, molecular function: transmembrane transporter activity. Lineage: Eukaryota; Ciliophora; Oligohymenophorea; Hymenostomatida; Tetrahymenidae. The record is from RefSeq and is a predicted model, not a curated record. The transcript is spliced from 5 exons.